Messenger RNA from Hyaloscypha bicolor E, 2177 nucleotides. Its product is annotated as GTP-binding protein-like protein GUF1. NCBI's taxonomy places the organism in Eukaryota, Fungi, Ascomycota, Leotiomycetes, Helotiales, Hyaloscyphaceae. The transcript has a single exon. Gene Ontology annotation, molecular function: GTPase activity; GTP binding; mitochondrial ribosome binding. Bases 21 to 1988 code for a protein of 655 amino acids. Gene Ontology annotation, cellular component: mitochondrion. The record is from RefSeq and is a predicted model, not a curated record. Gene Ontology annotation, biological process: positive regulation of translation.
CGACAACGUCAAGCAGCCUAAUGCAGCGAUGUCCAUUUCAACUCCUCCGGCUCCCUAGCUCGAUACGAACGCAAUAUGCGUCUCAAUUACUUAAGCACACACGCUCAUUCAAUAUAUCGAUAGCACGAUGCGCUCAAGCUCAGAAGCCCGUCACAGAGCUUGAGCGCAGGAUUCAGGCCAUUCCAAUUGAACGAUUCCGUAACUUCUGCAUAGUGGCACACGUCGACCAUGGCAAGAGUACGCUCAGCGAUCGAUUGCUAGAGCUGACGGGCACGAUUGCGCCGGGUGGCAAUAAGCAGAUCCUCGAUAAACUGGACGUUGAACGAGAGAGGGGCAUCACUGUCAAGGCGCAGACUUGUAGCAUGAUAUUCAAACAUGAGGGAGAAGAUUACCUGUUGCAUCUAGUGGAUACGCCUGGCCAUGUUGACUUUAGAGCAGAGGUGUCGAGGUCAUAUGCUAGUUGUGGGGGAGCACUACUGCUUGUGGAUGCGAGUCAAGGCGUGCAGGCGCAGACGGUGGCCAAUUUCUACUUGGCCUUCUCUCAAGGGCUGAUUCUGGUGCCGAUUAUCAAUAAAGUCGAUCUCCCUUCUGCGGAUGCGCCGAGGGCGUUGGAGCAGAUGCAAACUGCGUUUGAGUUGGAGCCCAGCAAUGCGGUCUUGGUGUCUGCGAAGACGGGUCUCAAUGUUGAGAAGAUAUUGCCGAAUGUUAUUAGGCAGAUACCACAUCCUGUGGGCGAUCAUACAAAGCCACUCAGGUUAUUACUGGUGGAUUCGUGGUAUGAUAAUUACAAGGGAGUAAUUUUACUGGUGAGGAUAUUCGAUGGGCAGGUCAAGGCUGGUGACCACGUGGUGUCAUUUGCUACAGGUAUCAAGUACUUUGUAGGAGAGGUGGGGAUCAUGUAUCCCCAUCAGAUGCCGCAGACUACUCUUCGGGCUGGCCAGGUUGGGUAUAUCCAUUUCAAUCCCGGAAUGAAGAAGAGUCAGGAGGCACUGAGUGGAGAUACCUUCACCACUGUUGGAUCGGAGCAUACCGUCGAGCCAUAUCCUGGAUUCGAAGAACCGAAAUCUAUGGUCUUCGUGUCUGCGUACCCGCUAGACCAGAGUGAUCAUGGUCAUCUCGAAGACUCGAUCAACCAGAUCGUGUUGAAUGACAGAAGUGUAACUCUGCAGAAAGAGUCUUCAGAAGCAUUAGGUGCAGGUUGGAGGCUUGGAUUUCUAGGCACACUUCACUGCUCUGUUUUCGAAGACCGACUGCGACAAGAACAUGGUGCCAGCAUUAUCAUCACACCUCCGACAGUCCCUUUCAAAGUCCUUUGGAAGGAUGGCAAGGAAGAAAUCCUCCAGAACCCAGCAAUGUUCCCAGACACAGAUACUCAAGGCCAGAAGGUGGCCCAAUUGCAAGAGCCUUACGUCUCAGCAACCAUUACCCUCCCAGAAGAAUAUCUUGGGAAAGUAAUCGAGCUUUGCGAAGCCAACCGUGGCGAGCAAAAAGAGCUCAACUUCUUCACCGCCACGCAAGUCAUUCUCAAGUACGACCUUCCCCUCUCUCAACUUGUGGACGAUUUCUUCGGCAAGUUGAAGGGAGCAACCAAGGGAUACGCAAGUCUCGACUACGAAGAUGCCGGCUUUCGAGAAAGCAACAUCGUCAAGAUGCAGCUACUCGUCAACAAAGUUCCCGUCGAUGCAGUUGCUCGAGUCGUUCACUCCUCACAAGUUGAACGACUCGGCCGAGUCUGGGUGAAGAAGUUCAAAGAACAUGUUGAUCGGCAAAUGUUCGAGGUCAUUAUUCAAGCCGCUGCGGGAAAGAGGAUCGUGGCUAGAGAGACGAUCAAGCCGUUUAGAAAAGAUGUGUUGCAGAAACUCCACGCAUCUGAUAUCGGGAGACGGAGGAAACUGCUUGAUAAGCAGAAGGAGGGGAGGAAGAAGCUUAAGGCUGUGGGCAAUAUUGUCAUUGAGCACUCUGCUUUCCAGAAGUUUCUGGCUAAGUAGAUGGAUAACCUAUAUGUUUAUGUUGUAGAAUACAACCACUUCUCAAGUUGAGCACUCCAUGUGUGUUUCCUACUGAGAAGCAGAUGAAAGUCAAAUUUCAUAGAAAAGAUGGUGAUAGAGUACACAGGGACUAUCAUCCGAUAUCAGGUAAUUCGCCUCCUAUGAAAUAAUACUUCAGGUCCCUUGAAC